AAAAUAAUGGAGAAGCAACACAUGAAAUACAUGUUCCUCACAAAAUUGAACUUCUUUUUUCUUGUAACAUUAAUUUUUCAUGGUCUAACAGUCCAUGGCUUCCAAAUUGAUAAUCAGGCACGUACAUUAAUGUUGUGGCGUCGUUCGAAAAUACGUUCUCGGAUGAUUAAUUCUUAUCAGGAUGAAACAUGGUCGACUGAAAAAUUGGUAUUUGAUUCUGAUGAAGAAGAACAAUUACAUGUUGGAAAUAUGGAGGAUGAUUUGAUAAAAGAUGGUCUUCCUGGACAGCCAAAAUUAAAUGUGAAGUUUAAUCAGUAUGCAGGUUAUGUUAAUGUUGAUGAAAAAAAUGGAAGAAGACUUUUUUAUUACUUUGCUGAAUCUGCUUCUGGAAAUGCUUCUUCUAAACCACUUGUUCUUUGGCUAAAUGGAGGUCCAGGAUGUUCAUCAUUAGGAUUUGGGGCCAUGCAAGAGCUUGGGCCUUUUGGUGUAAAACCUGAUGGUAAAACCCUUUAUUCCAGAACAUUUUCUUGGAACAAAGUUGCAAAUGUAAUGUUCCUGGAGUCACCAGCAGGGGUUGGCUUCUCCUAUUCCAAUACUAGCUCAGAUUAUGCACAAUCAGGCGACAAGAGGACUGCUCAAGAUGCAUAUAGGUUUCUAGUGAAUUGGUUCAAGAGGUUUCCACAUUACAAAAGCAGGGAUUUCUACAUCAUGGGAGAAAGUUAUGCAGGAUUCUACGUGCCAGAGCUAGCAGACAUCAUUGUCAAGAGCAACAUGCUAACCAACACAAACUUCAACAUCCAACUCAAAGGAAUAAUGAUAGGAAAUGGUAUAAUGAACGAUGUAACAGACGAGAAAGGGCAAUUUGAUUAUUUAUGGAGUCAUGCACUAAUAUCAGACGAGACUCAUUUAGGCAUCCAACAACAUUGCAAAACCCAAACUGAGACAAAAACAUGUGAACAAUUUCAAAGCACAGCUCAAACUGAGUUUGGAAACAUAGAUCCUUACAACAUCUAUGGUCCCAUUUGUCCCCUUGAUUACGAUGAUUCAUCAUCAUCAUCAACAAGAAGAGUAUUCAAGAAAAAUGGAUAUGACCCUUGUGAACAACAUUAUGUUAGCGAUUAUCUCAAUCUUCCUCAAGUUCAAAAGGCCUUGCAUGCCAGCCUCAACAACCUUCCUAACCCUUGGCAACCUUGCAGUGCUCUGAAUUGGAAGGAUAGUCCAUCAAGUAUGUUUCCAAUAUACAAUAGACUAAUUGCAUCUGGUCUCAGGAUACUUCUUUUCAGUGGAGAUGUAGAUGCAGUAGUUUCAGUAACUUCAACUCGUUAUGGCAUUAGUGCUAUGAACCUUACAGUCAUCAAGCCUUGGCAUGUUUGGCAUGAUGAUACAAAAGAAGUAGCUGGAUAUAUGGUGGUGUAUGAUGGAUUAGCUUUUGCAACAGUUAGGGGAGCAGGGCAUCAAGUUCCACAAUUUCAACCACGUAGAGCUUUUGCUUUGUUGAAUAUGUUCUUUGCCAAUCAUUUUUAUGGCUUUAGUAAGAUUUACAGGUUGAGUGAAUACUCAACCUUUCUUAUUUCUUGCAUGGAAAGAAAGAAAAUGAAAGUUACCUCUGUUUUACAGUUAAGUCUUUCUCUAAUUUUGUGCUACCUUAGCACCCAAAAAUGUUAUGCAGGAGAAGCAGAUGUUGUAAGGGAAUUUCUCAAGGCUCGACGUGCAAAUCACUUGCAAAGUACACCAAGUAUUAACAGUGGCCUAGAGGCUGCUGAGAAACGGAGAUCAGCAUUUGUGUCACAGGUAGGAUCAAAGGAAGAUGACAAGAUCUCAGCUUUGCCAGGGCAACCUAGUGGUGUGAGUUUUGAUCAAUAUUCAGGAUAUGUUACUGUUGAUGCUGAUGCUGGUAGAGCAUUGUUCUAUUACUUCACUGAAUCAACUCAAGAUCCUUCUACCAAGCCUCUUGUAUUGUGGCUAAAUGGAGGACCUGGUUGCUCUUCAUUUGGGGCUGGAGCGAUGAUGGAACUUGGACCAUUCCGCGUAAAUAAAGAUGGAAAAACCUUGUGGCUCAACCCUUUUGCCUGGAACAAUGUGGCAAACAUCCUCUUUUUAGAAUCACCUGCUGGAGUUGGAUUCUCUUAUUCUAAUACAUCAUCAGAUUAUACUACUGGAGACGAAAAGACCAGACAAGACAGUUUCACCUUUCUCGUCAAUUGGAUGGAAAGAUUCCCAGAAUAUAAACACCGAGAUUUCUAUAUUACUGGAGAGAGUUAUGCUGGCCACUAUGUGCCUCAACUUGCUCAGCUGAUCUUAUCCUACAAGGAAACAGAACCAAACCUUGUCAUUAACUUGCAAGGAAUAGCAACUGGAAAUGGCAUCAUCGAUGAUGAAACAAUGAACAGUGGUACAUACGACUUUUAUUGGACCCAUGCUCUAAUAUCAGAUGAAGUCCAUGAUGGAAUUGUCUUGAAUUGCAACUUCUUGGCAGAGACAACCUCAAAAGCAUGUAAUGAGUACAUUAAGCAAGCAGAUUCAUCUCAAAGCAAUAUAUAUGCUUACAACACAUAUUCCCAACUGUGCAACUCCUCUGUCUAUACUUCCCUUCCUAUAGAUGGAUUUGAUCCAUGCUCAGCUGAUUACGUUGACAAUUACCUAAAUAGUGCUGAAGUACAAAAGGCCCUUAAUGUCAAAGAUACACCCUAUUCCUGGGAUUCCUGCAAUGGUUUCAUAUUCGGCUCUUGGCAGGACUCCCCGCAUUCUGUUCUAACAGUCUUUCAAGAGCUCAUGCAAAGUGGCAUUAGGGUUUGGAUUUAUAGUGGAGACAUAGAUCAUGUGUUAUCUGUGACGACAAGUACAUAUGCCAUAGACAAAAUAAAAACACCAGUCAAAACACCAUGGUACCCUUGGUUCUUCCAAGGCGAGGUUGGUGGUUAUGCAGUAGAAUACCAGAACUUGACAUUUGUGACGGUAAGAGGAGCAGGACAUUUCGUUCCAAGCUAUCAACCAGGCCGCGCAUUGACCAUGUUCUCAUCUUUCAUCAAUGGCACGCUCCCUCCUCAUCUACACUAA
Molecule: messenger RNA, 3057 nt
Organism: Solanum verrucosum
Lineage: Eukaryota; Viridiplantae; Streptophyta; Magnoliopsida; Solanales; Solanaceae
Exons: 18
Coding region: 7-3057 (1016 amino acids)
Biological process (GO): proteolysis
Cellular component (GO): vacuole
Molecular function (GO): serine-type carboxypeptidase activity
Source: RefSeq, a predicted model, not a curated record